CGUGUCUGAGAAUCCCAAGGGGAUGAAGUUUAAAAUGGCAAAAGGCAUUUACAUUUGAUAGGCGGGUGUCAUUUUCGAAGAUUUAAAUUUGAAAUGAUAUUUCCGAGGGUUUCGUUUGUGAUGAAAAAAAUGAUUUAGAAAUCGCUUUAUCGGUCUUAAAAGCGACAAGGGUAGUGAUUUUCGUUUCUCUUUACCAUCACUCUUUUCGGAGAGAAUCUGCUGGACUUUCCGAUACAUCAAUUCCAUCACAAAUGAUAAGGCUAACGACUCGCGGCAGCGAAGGAAGGAACGUCUGAAACUAAAGAGUAGACGUUGGAGAGAAAGAAAAUAUGGGAAAGGGCGAUAAGAGAGGUAUCGCGCAGCGCAGCGAUGCUGGUUCCAAUCUUGUGGGCAAGUUUACUCAAAGCGUCAGGAGAAUUGUCCAGGACGUCAAGGACGAAGGAACCUCGAGUGGACAAACGAAGGAGGAAAUCAUCGAGACUAACGAAAGGUUAAGGGCUGUAAGGAUAAGACUUGAUGGGAGUUACGAUACUGCGAAACGAGCACUGGUAGAACUUAUGUGCAAGUAUACUGACAGCAAACAAGUUCGCAAUGUUUUUCAGCGAUACAAUCUCCUAAAAAUCAUGAUCAAGGACGUAAUUAAGUUGGAGACUCAGUAUUGGAUUUUGGUAGAUAUACCGCGCCAGGAAAAGCAGGAAACGGUGCCGGCCUUCGUCCUGAGAGCUUGCACCAUUAUGGAGAAAACCCAUAAAAGCGGAGAGGGUGUGAAGACCACGGCUCGACUCGCAGAAGAAGCAGAAAGCAAAAGGGAGCGGAUCGAACGCCUUGAAGAUAUGACAAUGGCUCAAAUCGAAGCCGAAAACACCCAAAUGACCAAUGAUCUCUACAGGCUGCUGAAAAAAUACAGUGGACUUAGAAAUCUAAUCAGAGUCCUCAAGGAGGAGUAUAACAGUUCGAAGGUUUAUCCAAUGUUUCCUCGUUAUACAAUCUUGAAGGACAUGAUAAAGGAUAUUAUGCACAAUCCAGAUUAUAUGGAGGUUUGUCACGAAGUGGAUCAAGCAUAGCGGCCGGACCCUCUCCACCGUUCACCACGAAUGACUUUGUAAAUUAAUUUUCAUCAAGUGGUAGGUGAAGGGGGUGUAC
Messenger RNA from Belonocnema kinseyi, 1143 nucleotides. RefSeq lists its product as uncharacterized. The record is from RefSeq and is a predicted model, not a curated record. The coding region runs from base 330 to 1064 and encodes 244 amino acids. The transcript has 7 exons. Lineage: Eukaryota; Metazoa; Arthropoda; Insecta; Hymenoptera; Cynipidae.